CUGGGGCUGCCCUCCCCGGCUCCCGGGCUGUGCCCUCUGGCCCCGCAGGGCUGGCAAGGGCCGGGCCGGACACCGUUCCUUCCUCAUUUUGCUGCUGAUCCCGGUCCCGAGGAAACAGGUCAGGCCUUCCCCCCCUCCAGCUCUCUCUGGCCACAGCUGCCUCCUGAGCGCUGCAGCCGGCGCCGGCCGGUGGAGGGAAGGGGAGGAGGCCUGGCCGGGGCUCCUGGCUCCUGGCUCCUGGCCCUCGGGCAGCCCUGCCUGUGGCCACAGCGCCAGCGUCGUCGCCGGCGGAGACCCGAGGAUGAUGCCCCAGCUGCAGUUCCGAGAUGCGUUUUGGUGCAGGGACUUCACGGCGCACACGGGCUACGAGGUGCUGCUGCAGCGGCUGCUGGAUGGCAGGAAGAUGUGCAAGGACGUGGAGGAGCUGCUGAGGCAGAGGGCCCAGGCGGAGGAGCGUUAUGGGAAGGAGUUGGUGCAGAUCGCACGGAAGGCCGGCGGACAGACGGAGAUCAACUCCCUGAGGACGUCCUUUGAGUCCCUGAAGCAGCAAAUGGAGAACGUGGGCAGCGCACACAUCCAGCUGGCGCUGGCCCUGCGGGAGGAGCUGCGUGGCCUUGAGGCGUUCCGGGAGCGGCAGAAGGAGCACAGGAGGAAGUACGAGGCCGUCAUGGACCGUGUCCAGAAGAGCAAGCUGCUGUUCUACAAGAGGGCCAUGGAGUCCAAGAAGACGUAUGAGCAGAAGUGCCGGGACGCCGACGACGCCGAGCAGGCCUUUGAGCGUGUCAGCGCCCAGGGCCACCAGAAGCAGGUGGAGAAGAGCCAGAACAAAGCCCGGCAGUGCAAGGACGCGGCCACUGAGGCAGAGCGCCUGUACCGCCAGAGCAUCGAGCAGCUGGAGAAGGUGCGGGGCGAGUGGGAGCAGGAGCACCGGACCACCUGCGAGGCCUUCCAGCUGCAGGAAGCCGACCGGCUGACGAUCCUGCGCAACGCCCUGUGGGUGCACUGCAACCAGCUCUCCAUGCAGUGCGUCAAGGACGACGAGCUCUACGAGGAAGUGCGGCUGACGCUGGAGAGCUGCAGCGUAGACGCCGACAUGGACGGCUUCAUCCAGGCCAAGAGCACGGGCACCGAGCCCCCAGCUCCGGUGCCCUAUCAGAACUACUACGACCGGGAGGCCUCCCCGGCAGGCGGGAGCCCCGGCGUGCCACCAUCCUGCGGCAUGAUUAAGAGGUUCUCCGGGCUGCUGCACGGAAGUCCCAAGGCCACAUCAUCGGCAGCUCCUGCUGAGCCCCUGAGCACCACCCCUGAGGUGAAGGAGGGGGUCUACGCGGCCAUCGAUGUGAAGGAGCCGCCAGGAAACGCCACCGCACCAGCCCGGGAGUACCGGGCCCUCUACGACUACACGGCACAGAACUCUGACGAGCUGGAUAUCUCUGCGGGCGACGUCCUGGAGGUCAUCCUGGAGGGGGAGGACGGCUGGUGGACAGUGGAGCGGAACGGGCAGCGUGGCUUCGUCCCGGGGUCCUACCUGGAGCAGCUCUGAGGGAGGGGAAUAAAGGCGUGCAC
Molecule: messenger RNA, 1566 nt
Organism: Lepus europaeus (European hare)
Lineage: Eukaryota; Metazoa; Chordata; Mammalia; Lagomorpha; Leporidae
Gene: PSTPIP1
Product: proline-serine-threonine phosphatase interacting protein 1
Exons: 15
Coding region: 302-1543 (413 amino acids)
Biological process (GO): actin filament polymerization
Cellular component (GO): cytoplasm; actin filament; plasma membrane
Molecular function (GO): actin filament binding
Source: RefSeq, a predicted model, not a curated record